This is a messenger RNA of Mesoplodon densirostris (Blainville's beaked whale), 1738 nucleotides long. RefSeq names its product diphthamide biosynthesis 5 (gene DPH5). Lineage: Eukaryota; Metazoa; Chordata; Mammalia; Artiodactyla; Ziphiidae. The coding region runs from base 176 to 1033 and encodes 285 amino acids. The record is from RefSeq and is a predicted model, not a curated record. Gene Ontology annotation, molecular function: diphthine synthase activity. The transcript is spliced from 8 exons. Gene Ontology annotation, biological process: protein histidyl modification to diphthamide.
ACGCCCCUUGGGGCACUCCAGAAUGAGGUCUUGGGGACAAGCCCAAGGAACCACCGCCCCGCUGGGAAAUCUGAACUAACACUCACCGACGAGUUCGCCAAGCUGGCAGCUCACGAGGGAAGCAGCUGGUGAAACUACGGCCAAAUGAAAAGUCGCCCUACCCCUGGACUUUGAAAUGCUUUACAUGAUCGGUUUGGGCCUGGGAGAUGCCAAGGACAUCACAGUCAAGGGGCUGGAAGUUCUAAAACGCUGCAGUCGAGUGUAUCUGGAAGCCUAUACCUCAGUCCUGACUGUAGGGAAGGAAGUUCUGGAAGAGUUUUAUGGAAGAAAAUUGAUUCUCGCUGAUAGAGAAGAAGUGGAACAGGAAGCAAAUAAUAUUUUAAAGGAUGCUGAUAUCAGUGAUGUUGCAUUCCUUGUAGUUGGUGAUCCAUUUGGAGCUACAACACAUAGCGAUCUUAUUCUGAGAGCAACGAAACUGGGAAUCCCUUACCGAGUUAUUCACAAUGCUUCCAUAAUGAAUGCUGUAGGCUGCUGCGGUUUACAGUUGUAUAGGUUUGGAGAGACAGUGUCUGUUGUUUUUUGGACAGACACUUGGAGACCAGAAAGCUUUUUUGACAAAGUGAAGAAGAACAGACAAAACGGCAUGCACACAUUAUGCUUACUAGACAUCAAAGUAAAGGAGCAGUCUUUGGAAAAUCUAAUCAAGGGAAGAAAGAUCUAUGAACCUCCUCGUUAUAUGAGUGUAAACCAAGCAGCCCAGCAACUUCUGGAGAUUGUUCAGAAUCAGCGAAUACGAGGAGAAGAACCAGCAGUCACCGAGGAGACACUCUGUGUUGGCUUAGCCAGGGUUGGAGCUGAAGACCAGAAAAUUGCAGCAGGCACUUUGCAGCAAAUGUGUACUGUGGACUUGGGAGGACCAUUACAUUCCUUGAUUAUCACAGGAGGCAGCUUGCAUCCACUGGAGAUGGAGAUGCUAAGUCUGUUUUCCGUACCAGAAAAUAGCUCAGAAUCCCAAAGCAUUGAUGGACUCUGAACAUAGGCAUUUCUAUUGUUAGAUGUUAAUUUCAGUUAUAUAUGCAAUACACAUAUUUGUAUAACAAAUCAAACAGGUCUUUUGGUUUACCUAAGAAGUAUAAAACGAGUGGCCAAGAAGAAAGAUGCUGACUCAACAAUGCUUGGUUUCCUUUGGCAAUGAGUUUUUUCCCUAUGAUAUCAUCAGUUUUUGCUGCUAUUUUGGCAGUUUUUCAGGAUGUACAUACAUGGAGCAGACCAUGCUGGAAAACUUACAGAUAGACAUCCAUCGACAGAGUCAUUUAAAAGCAAUUUUUGUUUAUGAAAUCAGUUUAUACAAGGUGGAGCUUUCUUCUUUCUUAAAAAGUCAGAUGUCCUGACUGCAAGAUAAGUUGUCCUGACAACAUUUGGUAUUAAUGCAUAUAAACAGAGGUGGGAAGAAUAAGUCCCCACCCAACAGUCCUACUUACUUAAAGCUCAGCUGAGCACAUGCCACAAUGUGACAUCCUUUUGAAUUGCCUUGUCUUGUUUAGCUGACGUCCUAAUUAUGUGCCUCAUAUUCUGCUGUAUUUUGGAGGUUAUAUAAUUGUUGAAUUAUAAAUGUUCAGCCAGCCAUGUACAGUUGCUAUUUGGUUUUAAAUAGCAUCCUUCACAUCCAAGCUGAAAAAUGGAAAACUUGCUGACUACAAAAUAAAAUUUUAAAAUAUUUAAGUUUGAAAACAACAAU